Messenger RNA from Malaya genurostris, 1675 nucleotides. RefSeq lists its product as uncharacterized. The transcript has 3 exons. The record is from RefSeq and is a predicted model, not a curated record. NCBI's taxonomy places the organism in Eukaryota, Metazoa, Arthropoda, Insecta, Diptera, Culicidae. Bases 637 to 1314 code for a protein of 225 amino acids.
UACACAGUACUCUUCCAGCGCUCUCUUUUCGGUGCAGGUUUCCAUACGUUAGACCUCUGCGUGCCGUGAAAAGGUUGAAACUGCAUCGGUGGUGGUAUCCAUCUUUCGGACCAUGCACACCAGGUGCUACCGCAUCAUUCGAGUGUGUUGAUCUUUCGACGUCGUUCGUUGGAAAGUGAAAUUCCGCGAUCCCUUAGCAUACUCCAGAGGUGCUCAAAAUUGAACAAUUAUACCGCAUUACUCGGUUCGGGUCGGUCGAGAAGCUGAGGUGCGGUGGUAGGAGGAUAUUGAAUCAAAUAAAUAAACAAAAAGUUGAUUGACUGUGUGAAUUCCGUGGUUUUGGUGCGAAUCGAUCGUGGAUACUCGCAAACAACUCGCAUAGUAGUUGCGAUCAUCGGAUGGUGGAUAGGUACGAUAUCAUGUCGAAGGAGUGUAGUGCGCAUAAGUGAGGGUGACAUUUUUGCGACACAUACAACGACCAGCGAAAUAAUGCUCAAAGCGGUAACGACGCCCGCAGACGUCACAAAGUGCAAUCUGGAUUGGAAAUAGAUCGUACGAGGAUCACAUAAACAUAAAUAAUCACCCUCCUUGGAGAGAAACAUACACCCCCACCCCCUUGAAAAAACCAUCGCUAAGAUGAGCUUGAAAACGAGAGGAAUCGUGUUCGCCACUUUCUUCGGCAGUUGUCUGAUCGUGGGUUUGCUGGUGGCGGCUCUCACCACCGACAACUGGGUGCAGUCCAAUGCCAAACGCAACUCUACCGAAUCGCAAGGACGAAUUCAUUUUGGGCUGUUCGGUGGGCAGAAGCAUUUGAAUGUCGCGUACGGUUGGCGGGUACACGAGAUCAAUGUUUUAGAUGUACUCCGAGAUGAACCCGACGUGAUGAGCUACUGGUUAUGGUUCGGAACAACCAUCGGUACCGGAUUGGGUGCAUUGAGUGGAGCAGUAGGAGCUGUGGCAUCUGUCUUGAAGUCAUCUUCUGCAUCGAAGAAAACGGGAACGAUGCUAAUUCUAUUCGUCAGCAAUUUUCUGUCGGGAUUAUCUCAGCUGCUAUCGUUUGUUUGUUGGUUGAUACAGUUCUACCAAUACCUAACCCACAACGUGUUACUUGAAGAUGAUCGAAAAAACAACUGGAGCAGUCAAGGUUUGGCGUCACUUGGUACGAGUUUCUACUUCGUGGUGGCCGGAAUUCUAGUUGUUAUUAUAAACAUAAUCCUGCUCACGGUAGCCGUAAAAAUGGAAAGACGGGAACGCAACCGAGUGCUCGAACCGCUGACAGAUGAAAAAAAUCAGGGAGCUAUAAUGCUUUAUUGAAGCUAAGGAAAGCUGAGGUCGUCGGAAAAAUCAGCACUUCAGCUGAAGUUGUCCAGAUAGAUAUCGUUUUACUGCAACAUUACAUACUCCAGUUACUUAUUUUAACGCUAGAUUAGGUUAGGGCUGCGUGAAAGGCUAUCAUCGUCUUACCCAUUACGGUAUGCCAAAUAUUAUAAGAUUUAUUGAAAAAUAAUAUGAACUCAUUGUGGAAAUAACUCAAGUUAGCCAUACGUUGGAACUAAAGAAUAUCAUUUUUUUUAGAUUAGGUAUAAGGAAUAGGCCUAGGAACUUCAAACUGAAAUUUGAAAUGUGAACGUAAAAAUUUGUUCGAUGAAUAAAUUUUGCCAUUUACCAUCAAAAA